Molecule: messenger RNA, 432 nt
Organism: Schistocerca cancellata (South American locust)
Lineage: Eukaryota; Metazoa; Arthropoda; Insecta; Orthoptera; Acrididae
Product: CLIP-associating protein 2-like
Exons: 2
Coding region: 38-343 (101 amino acids)
Biological process (GO): mitotic spindle assembly
Cellular component (GO): microtubule organizing center; spindle microtubule; mitotic spindle
Molecular function (GO): microtubule binding
Source: RefSeq, a predicted model, not a curated record
UGUAGUUUGUCCAUUGAUAAAAACAGGAGAUCUCCCAAUGAAUUUGGGAGCUAUAAAAAUUUUAACUCGUGUCAUUGAACACACUACGCAAGAUAUUUUAGAACCACAUCUGAAAGAAAUAAUGGAAAGUCUCAUCAAAGCAUAUGAUAAUGAAGAAAGUUCUGUGAGGAAAUCUGCUGUAUUUUGUAUGGUAGAAUUACAUGGUAUUGUUGGAGAGGCAGUUUUGCAACCGCAUUUAGCUAGCUUAAACAACAGUAAGCUGAAGCUGCUUCACUUGUAUAUCAAACGAUCGCACCAUGGUGGUUCGAGUGGCAUCACUUCACCAAAACCCACAACGUCGUGAAACUUUUAAUACUCGUUAAUUUCAGCUUUAAUGUAUUCUAUCAUUCCAGUGCUUGUCAAUUUUUUUAACAAAACAGAGUUUUCCAGUUA